Lagopus leucura (white-tailed ptarmigan) is the source of this 1546-nucleotide messenger RNA. It is a transcript of the gene METTL21C, whose product is annotated as methyltransferase 21C, AARS1 lysine. Gene Ontology annotation, molecular function: protein-lysine N-methyltransferase activity. Gene Ontology annotation, cellular component: cytoplasm; cytosol. The record is from RefSeq and is a predicted model, not a curated record. The transcript is spliced from 5 exons. NCBI's taxonomy places the organism in Eukaryota, Metazoa, Chordata, Aves, Galliformes, Phasianidae. The coding region runs from base 354 to 1124 and encodes 256 amino acids. Gene Ontology annotation, biological process: peptidyl-lysine methylation.
UGGGUCAGGACUGCAGAUCCUAACGGGGCGCAGCCAGCCUGGCAAGUGAGAGGCUGGAAAAGCCCCAGAGUUCUGCUUGUGAGGCAGCAGCACUCGGGACCAUGAGGUUCAGGAGCAUUUUUGUUUCAUGCCGCAAGUGGAAAAGAUCUGAGCAUGGGGCAGCGAGCCCUUCGCACGCUGCCUGGUCAUGUUGCUGUAAAUAGCCCACCAGCCCUGGCGGGCAGCGCGGCUGCUUCCAGGUGCGCGGCGGUAUAAAAACCUCUGGAGGGGGCAUCAGCCUGCAGGAGCCUUCCAGCGCCUUGCACCACAACAGUUCCACAAUCUUGGCACAGCAGCUGCCAUUUCCCAACACAAUGCAAAGAGCAACAGACUGCCAAACAGCGGAAGGAGAAGCCUGUGAAGAGCCGUGUGAGUCUGAGAACUGCACUUGCAGCUCCAACUGCUCAUCAACAGCAGAAUCCAACCCCGAUUCACCAGUAAUUCUUAAAAUAUUGGAGAACUGGGCUCCCACAGUUUCCCACUACUUUGACAAAGAGCAUUACACUUAUGCAGGCCAGCACAUUGUCAUCCAGGAAUCUAUAGAACACUUUGGAGCAGUGGUGUGGCCUGGGGCACUGGCUUUGUCUCAGUAUCUGGAAUCAAAUCAAGAACGAUUCAACCUCAAAGACAAGAAAGUUUUGGAAAUUGGUGCUGGAACAGGCUUGGUUUCCAUCGUGGCUUCCAUCUUAGGAGCUUAUGUUACAGCUACUGAUUUGCCUGAAGUUCUUGAAAAUCUCUCAUUUAAUAUUUCAAGAAAUACACACAACAUGAAUACGCACAAACCUGAAGUGAGAAAACUGGUGUGGGGAGAAGACCUCAAUGAAGACUUCCCUUUAUCAACUUACCAUUAUGAUUUUAUACUGGCAAGUGAUGUUGUAUACCAUCAUACUGCUCUGGAUGCCCUGCUAGCAACAAUGGUACACUUCUGCCAGCCAGGGACAGUAUUAUUAUGGGCGAAUAAAUUCAGAUUCAGUACAGACUAUGAAUUUUUGGAACAACUUUGCAGUAUAUUCGAUACAUCCAUCCUAGCAGAAUUUCCAGAAUCAAACGUCAAGUUGCUUAAAGCCACGGUAAGAGAGAACUGAAGAAAAAAAAAAAAAAACAACUACUAAUUUUGAUUUCACACCUGCACCUUGCAGUUUGGAAUGUGAUGUGCAAUUACGGUAUGCCCUCUGUGCCUUUACGUCUGUGAAGUUGUAGCUGUAGCUGAACUCCGCAUGUUUUGUUACAAGAAAUCUGGCAAGACAAGCAAUAGAGCUCAUUUGUCUUGGGUUCAUACUUACAACCUAUUCAAACAGAGCAAUUUCACUCCACUGGAGGAACAAUGUCACUAAGUAGUCAGAUAGCAGGGAGACAUUAACAGAAAGCAUUGAUCUUCUAGGCUGCACUGAACUUCUGCUGUUUGGAAGGUGUUCUCUUUCAGCAAAUUUCAUUUACAUACUCCUGGAUGAACCAAUAUUUUUAGCUUUAUUUGUUUUUAUUACCUAUAAAAUAAUCUUUUAAAGUA